AAUCUACAGCCGGUGACUUUAUAAUCUACGACUCAUGUACAGCAUGUUCUCUCAUUCUCCAUGCUCCAGAUCCCACCUGAGAAUGGGGAAAGUGAUGAAAGGCUUCGUCUGGACCCUCACACUCAUCCUCUUCAUCCAGUAUGGAUUUGUUGAAGGUGUUCCGCAGCCCCGAGACACGACCAUAAGGAACUGCUCUGCCAGCCCCCCAUAUAUUCCACCAACUGCAAAACUCUCUACUGAAGACCUGCAUAAACUUCGCCAGCAAAUGAGAGAGCACAACAUCACAGCUUAUAUUAUUCCAGCCACUGACCCCCACCUGGGUGAAUACACCGCAAACCGCGAAAAACGGCGACAAUGGUUGACUGGCUUUACUGGAUCUUCAGGCACCGCAGCGGUCACCCUCACCAGAGCCGCCGUCUUCACUGAUAGCCGGUACUGGACCCAGGCAGAGCGGCAGAUGGACUGUAACUGGGAGCUUCAGAAGACCCUCUCAGCUUCUGAAAUUGUGUCCUGGAUCCUGCAAGAGCUGAAGGAGGGAGACGAGAUCGGCUUUGACCCUUUCCUCUUCUCUAUCGAUGACUGGCAGUCCUUCGACAGUUUGCUGCAGGACUCGGGGAGAAUUCUGCGCUCGAUACCCAACAACCUGGUGGAUGCAGCAUGGGGGGGGCAGCGCCCUGCUCUCCCAGACGAAGAAAUCUAUUUCAUCCCCAAUGAAUUUGUAGGCAGCACCUGGCAGGAAAAAGUGACUGAUAUCCGGAAACAAAUGGAACAACAUCCCCAGAAGCCAACUGCGGUCCUGCUGUCAGCUCUGGAGGAAAGUGCAUGGCUUUUCAAUCUCCGUGGAGCGGAUAUUCCCAACAACCCUUUCUUCUACUCAUACUCGCUGCUGACCACGGACUCCAUUAGAUUGUUCCUGAACGUCAGCCGGAUCACCGACGAUAUCCGCACCUACCUGAACACCAACUGCCCAGGAUCCACGUGCGUUCAGAUCCUGGACUACGAAAAAGUGCGGGAAACCGUGACAGACUACGUGAAAGGGAACGUGAAAGUGUGGAUUGGAUCCAGAUACACCAACUAUGGCGUCUACGAAGUCAUUCCGAAGAAAAAACUCCUGUCUGAGACUUAUUCUCCAGUACUGAUGACCAAAGCAGUGAAAACGGAGAAAGAGCAAGAAUUAUUGAAGCAAUGCCAUAUCCGGGACGCAGUGGCGGUCGUGGAAUACUUACUUUGGCUGGAGCAAAAUGUCCCGAAGGAGGUGGUGACUGAAAUAAGUGGGGCGGAUUAUGUUGACGGGCUGAGAGCGAAACAAGCACAUUUUAAGGGACCAAGUUUUGGCACCAUUUCCGCAGGAGGCCUCAACGCAGCUCUGCCGCACUACAGACCAGAUAAUCUGACGGACCGCACACUAACUGUGAAGGAGAUGUACCUGGUGGAUUCUGGCGGGCAGUACUACGAUGGAACCACAGACAUCACGAGGACGGUUCACUGGGGGACGCCGACGGACUUUGAAAAGGAGGCGUACACGCGGGUCCUAAUGGGGAAUCUCGAGCUGAGCAGACUGGUGUUUCCACCUCGCACUCCCGGUAGAGCCAUUGAAUCGAUAGCCAGACAAGCGCUGUGGGAGGUGGGACUGAACUUCGGCCACGGAACUGGACACGGCAUCGGAAACUUCUUUGCUGUUCAUGAAUGGCCGGUGGGAUUGCAGAGCAACAAUAUCGGUUUUACAAAAGGAAUGUUCACCUCCAUCGAACCCGGAUACUAUCAUGAUGGAUAUUUUGGAAUUCGGAUUGAGGAUAUCGCGGUGGUGGUGGAAGCAGACACCAAGAACACAUUUGGAGGGGAGAAGUAUCUCACGUUUGAGACUGUGACCUUAGUCCCAUAUGACAGAAAGUUAAUAGACACCAGCCUGAUGACAGACGUGCAGAUUAAACAUGUAGACAAACACUACGAGAAAAUCCGAAAAACUCUGGGACCUGAAUUACAAAAACAAAAUCUUAAUGAGGCGUUCAAAUGGCUGGAGGAAAACACAAAGCCAUUAUUGUCCCACGGAAACUUCAUCACAGCCUCUAUUGGUAUCCUCAUCGGAACCUUCAUCACCAACCUAGGUCUGCAGUAGACUCUAUCAUAAGAGCUCCUUCACAUCUGCAUUGAAAGCUCUGUCAAGAUUCCGUCAAAAAUACUGGACAAAAAAGUCCUGCAUGCAGGACUUUUUCGUCCAGUAAUAAAAAUCAUCCCAUACGAAAACCGAACGGGCAUUGUAGUCUAUGCAGCAAGUUCAGCUGUGUUCAUCAGUUAUGUGCCAGAUCUGGCACUUCUCCUAUUUUUGUUAUUCUCCUUCUCUAAAUCAAGAACGGUGAUGUGAAGGAGCCCUAAGAGAGAUCUGCAGAUAAGAUGGUUGUCAUCCUGUGUACAUACCACAAUGGGGCAGUUACUGUGAAUAUUGCAGAUGUAAAGAUGCAGUUGAGACAGAAUGGACAUAGACAUCCUGUGGGCUGAAGAAGUAUUCAUGAGAAUGUAUUUCAUUACACUGUACUGAGGUAUGAGGCGCCUUGUGCAUCAUACCUCAUGUUAUCAAUGGUUCCUGUAACUGAGAGACUUUAAGACAAGUUUUAAAUAAAAAAUGGUGGA
Messenger RNA from Bufo bufo (common toad), 2628 nucleotides. It is a transcript of the gene XPNPEP2, whose product is annotated as X-prolyl aminopeptidase 2. The record is from RefSeq and is a predicted model, not a curated record. The coding region runs from base 35 to 2116 and encodes 693 amino acids. Lineage: Eukaryota; Metazoa; Chordata; Amphibia; Anura; Bufonidae. The transcript is spliced from 21 exons. Gene Ontology annotation, molecular function: metalloaminopeptidase activity.